AUGGCUUGCGAGUCGCAGGUAGUGCCAUACAUGCCUCCUCUGACGGCCAGCGUCUUUGCGAGGCCUGCGGAGCUGCUCGGCUUACCGCAAGCGAUGGUCUCGUCUUUUGAGAUGGCAUUCUGCAACAUCUCGACAGUAGACCUGGAUGCAACCGCCGAAAAAGAGGAAUUCCCUUUGGUUGUGUUCUCGCCUGGUCUGGGCGGUACAAGGUUCAUGUAUAGUGCGAUGGCGAGGUUGCUGUCGAGCCUGGGUCAUAUUAUUUUAGUGCUCGACCACACCUACGAGACCGCGGUGGUAGAGUUCCCGGACGGAAGCGCUGCAUUCUCAUCUGAUCCGGAGCUAGCAAAUUCUACAGUCACUUUGGAAGGACUCGAGACGCUCACGGACUUCCUCUUUGGAAGAUUUCCCGGCACCUUUGACCCCCACAGAAUCGUCGUCUCGGGGCACUCGUUCGGUGGUGCCACCGCCGCGGCCGCCGCGCACCGCGACGCCCGCGUCGUCGGCGGCAUCAAUUUCGACGGCCCGAUCCUCCCCCCGGUGGACGCGGAAGGCUUCGAGGGCAAACCGUUCGUGCUCGUGUCCCAAUCCAUCGGCAACGACUCGGCGCCGGUGCCGUUCUGGGAGGAUUUUUACGGCAACCUCGAGGGCGCCAAGAUGCAGUCGGCGAUGAGGGGCACCAAACACUACGCCUUUUCCGACAUACCGCUGCUCCUGACGGCGUAUCGGGUCCCGGCGGCGUCGCAGCCUCGGGUGGACGCCAUAUUUGGCACGCUGGACGGCAGGAGGGUUGAGGGUGCGAUGAACGAUAUCACGGUCGGGCUGGUUGAAUUGCUGUUUAAUAACCGAAGUGCGCCGCUGAGGAAUGUGGGCAGGAACCGCGAUAUUGCUGUCCUUCUCAGCAACCUCCCCGGUUGCCAGUAG
Messenger RNA from Verticillium nonalfalfae, 921 nucleotides. RefSeq lists its product as uncharacterized. The record is from RefSeq and is a predicted model, not a curated record. Gene Ontology annotation, molecular function: 1-alkyl-2-acetylglycerophosphocholine esterase activity. The coding region runs from base 1 to 921 and encodes 306 amino acids. Lineage: Eukaryota; Fungi; Ascomycota; Sordariomycetes; Glomerellales; Plectosphaerellaceae. The transcript has 2 exons.